UUAACAAUUAGUAUUUAGGUAGUUAAACUAAGAAUCUGCCCUUAAUAACUUUAAAAAAUGAACUUCUUGAUCGAAAUAUCUAAGAAUUGUAUAUUUGGAUCUGAAUUGAAGUUAAAAUAGCAUACCUCAGUCCCAUAAUAGUAUGUAUAUAUUUCCCUAUCGUCAGUUCUAUUAGUAAGCUUAGUCAAAAGAAAUGGAGAGAGCGUUCAGUUACAUUCCUCUGGGAAUUUUAUUAGCCAGUUCUCUGGCAACAACCAAUAUUAUUACUGAUAAAUCUGCCCUUGUGGCUUUAAAAAACCACAUAAUUUCUUAUCCUUGCUUAAUCUUGGCCAAAAAUUGGUCCAAUUCAUCCUUUUGAAAUUUCUUGUGACUCUAAUUGUCAAAGAGUGGUGGCCUUAAAUAUUUCUAACAUGGGUUUUGAAGGCACAAUUCCUUCACAACUAGGAAACCUCUCAUUUCUUGUUUCUCUGGACAUGAGCAACAACAGUUUUCAUGGUUAUCUGCCAACAGGGAUGUCUCAUUUGCGUCGACUAAGUUUCAUGGCUUUGAGCAACAAUAAUUUUGCCGGAGAAAUUCCAUCAUGGUUGGGCGCCUUGGAUAGACUUCAAUACCUAUCCUUGAGUAACAAUUCUUUUCUUGGUGAUCUUCCUGCUAACAUAUGCAACAAUCUUUCAAAUCUAAAAGAGGUUGAUAUGUUUUCGAAUCAGUUGAGCGAUGAAAUACUAUCAGAUUUAUCAAAUUGCUCCAGAUUGGAGUCGUUAUCUUUGUCAUACAACCAGUUCAGCGGAUCCAUACCUAAAGAACUUGGGAGGCUAAAAAUGCCUGAGGUGCUACAUCUUGCGGUUAACAUUUUAGAAGGUUUGGAGCAACAGCAAGAAAGAGCUCUCGGUGGAGAUUCUGGAAUAAGGCUUUCGUGCGCAAAUAUUUAGAUUUGCUGUGCAGUUACCCACAAAGACGUAUUCUCAAGCAUCGUUAGGGGCGGAUUAGCUUGACACUGAUGGAAGUACCAGAGACUACUUGUUAAUUGAAACAUACAUCAAUGAGGUCUUCAAUGAAAAUGUACAUCUGAUGAACAAAGUACUUGAAUGCUUUCCCCUUGAUUCCUAAAUUUUAAAAUGAGACACUAUGGUCCCAAUUUAGUUUUUAAAAUAUAAAAUCUGUUUCAUUUGAGGUCUAAAA
Messenger RNA from Coffea arabica (coffee), 1179 nucleotides. RefSeq lists its product as uncharacterized. Lineage: Eukaryota; Viridiplantae; Streptophyta; Magnoliopsida; Gentianales; Rubiaceae. The record is from RefSeq and is a predicted model, not a curated record. Gene Ontology annotation, molecular function: protein binding.